Messenger RNA from Ilex paraguariensis (yerba mate), 1977 nucleotides. Lineage: Eukaryota; Viridiplantae; Streptophyta; Magnoliopsida; Aquifoliales; Aquifoliaceae. The record is from the annotation of a GenBank genome assembly.
ACAAAAAUAAAGGCAAACUCAAUGGCCUACAAGGGGUAGUAGUGAAGAACAUAACAUCAUCGCUUCCUCCGCUACUGUUGCAUGGUUAUUUCAGAGAGGAGGAGGGGGGAGAGAGAAACGAAAGCGAGAACUCCACCUGUGUUUGGGUUUUCUUCAUUGAAACCACUUGGUAACCUCCCCCCUUCUUAUUUUCACUCUAUAUAUUUAAUAUCUAAAUUACCCUUCUUGUCAAUUCACCGUAUUGGUAUGUUUGCACUUUAUAUCAAAAAAAAAAAUCGAUUAUUAGCUCAAUUUUUACAUGCCCUUUUGGCAGUAUCUUGUUUUUGAAGUACCCACUUGCCAAAAAAGUUCGAACCUUAGGAAUUCAUACAAACUUUGCUCUGGUUAUGUAAUGGAAAUCUGAAGAAAAUGGCUUAAUUAAAGCUUUGGUAUAUAUGGGUGGAAGAAAAUUGCUAGGUGUUGCCAAAUUUUGGAGCAGGGUUUAUAUGGUGUCAAGAUGAUGCUUUUUACCCUGACGGUAUAUUUGCAGUUGUUGGGAAAAUGGUAAUGGUAUUUGGGAUAUCCCCAAACUCUUCAAAGUCUAUUGAUGAUGGGUUAAAUCUCAGAUUGAGAUCUUCGAAUUUGUACACAAAAUACAUGUCAUUGCCAGAACCCAGUUUUCGGAUUGUUGGGGUACCCGAAUUGGUGAUAGGAGAGGCAUGGGAUGAGGGAGAGGAAGGGUUGUUGAAGAAGAAAAAGAAGAAGGGUGCUCUUAAAUUGAGAAUUAAGAUUGGGAAUCCUUCACUGAGGAGGUUAAUUUGUGGGGCAAUUGCGGGUGCUGUCACAACAUUAUCGGUUGCUCAUCUGGAGACAAUAAGAACUCAUUUGAUUGUUGGGAAUUUUGGACACUCGAUGGCUGAAGUGUUUCAUAAUAUCAUGAAUACUGAGGGAUGGACGGGCCUAUAUAGGGGUAAUCUGGUUAAUGUCAUUCGGUUUGCUCCUAGCAAGGCGAUUGAGCUAUUUGCUUUUGACACAGUUAAGAAGCACUUGACACCUAAACCUGGAGAACAGCCCAAACUACCAAUACCUGUAUCUCCAAUUGCAGGUGCUAUUGCUGGAAUGAGCUCUACCUUAUGCACAUACCCACUUGAGUUGCUCAAAACUCGACUAACCGUCCAGGUGUACAGAAUAGCAUUGGGAUUUCAUAUAUUUACAGCAUUAACUAUGAAGUUGUGGCUUGUUAUUUAUGGAUAUCGUGUAUUUGCAGAGGGGUGCUUACAAGAAUCUUCUAGACGCUUUUCUGAAAGUUCUGCAAGAAGGGGGACCUGUAGAACUUUACAGAGGCCUUACCCCCAGUAUAAUUGGAGUAAUCCCAUAUGCCGCCAUUAAUUAUUUUGCUUACGAUUCAUUACAGAAAGCUUACAAGAAGGUUUUCAAUCAGGAGGAAAUUGGAAAUAUUGCAACUCUCUUUAUCGGAUCAGCAGCUGGUGCCAUUUCAAGUAGUGCAACUUUCCCACUUGAGGUGGCUCGCAAACACAUGCAAGUUGGUGCUCUCAAUGGGAGACAUUACAAGAACUUGCUUCAUGCCCUUUCAAGCAUACUCGAGAAGGAAGGGUUUCCUGGUCUGUACAGUGGGUUGGGCCCAAACUGCAUUAAAUUGGUCCCUGCUGCAGGAAUUUCUUUCAUGUGCUAUGAGGCAUGCAAGAAGAUUCUUACCGAGGAAGAAGAUGAUCCAUAAAGAUGGGAAACGCAAAUUCUGAGGUAUUUACUAAGACACAUUAGAUUUAUUUUCAAGCUCAUACUGUUUUUGGUGAGAGAGAAUUUCAAAGCAAAAUAAUAGCAGUAUUUUCUUAAUGUGAUCCUGUCUAGUUUAUGUUCUUCCAUAGGAUUUGGUUCAAAGAUCAUAUCUAUGAAACGAAACUUAAAUUGGGCUUUUUUUUCGCCGCAUUGAUCGAGCUUAUAUCACAGAAUUGAGAUAUCUGAUGUUUGACAGGCAUU